Molecule: messenger RNA, 2552 nt
Organism: Cervus elaphus (red deer)
Lineage: Eukaryota; Metazoa; Chordata; Mammalia; Artiodactyla; Cervidae
Gene: TES
Product: testin LIM domain protein
Exons: 7
Coding region: 226-1491 (421 amino acids)
Molecular function (GO): zinc ion binding
Source: RefSeq, a predicted model, not a curated record
GCGGGGCCCGGCUGCCAUUGGCUGCUUGGGCCUCUUUGUUCCCGGUCCCCGCCGCAGGCCGGCUGCAGCCGACCGGGGGGCGGAAGUUUGACCGUGCCGGGCAAGAGUCUGCGGCGGUGGCGCCGGUGUCCCGGCACAUCUCCAGUCCCCGCAGCGGUGCCCGUCGCCAGGCGAUCCUGGGCGUGAUAUCCCCGACAGGCGGAGAGCCCCCUCUGACACACAGACAUGGACCUGGAGGCCAAAGUGAAGAAGAUGGGUCUAGGUCAUGAGCAAGGAUUUGGAGCCCCCUGUUUAAAAUGCAAAGAAAAAUGUGAGGGAUUCGAACUGCACUUCUGGAGAAAAAUAUGUCGUAACUGCAAGUGUGGCCAAGAAGAGCAUGAUGUCCUCUUGAGCAAUGAGGAGGAUCGAAAAGUGGGGAAGCUUUUUGAAGACACCAAGUACACCACCCUGAUUGCGAAGCUGAAAUCGGACGGGAUUCCCAUGUAUAAACGCAAUGUUAUGAUACUGACCAGUCCAGUUGCUGCCAAGAAGAAUGUCUCCAUCAAUACAGUUACCUACGAAUGGGCUCCUCCUGUCCAGAAUCAGGCAUUGGCCAGGCAGUACAUGCAAAUGCUGCCCAAAGAGAAGCAGCCGGUGGCAGGCUCAGAGGGGGCACAGUACCGGAAGAAGCAGUUGGCAAAGCAACUCCCUGCCCACGACCAGGACCCUUCAAAAUGCCACGAGUUGUCUCCCAAAGAGGUGAAGGAGAUGGAGCAGUUUGUGAAGAAAUACAAGAGCGAGGCCCUGGGCGUAGGAGAUGUCAAGCUGCCCCGUGACAUGAACACUCAAGGCCCCACCAGAAUGUACAUUCCUGGAGGGGACAGAAGCACCACAACAGCAGUAGGGGCCAUGGAGGACAAAUCAGCGGAACACAAAAGAGCCCAGUAUUCCUGCUACUGCUGCAAACUGAGUAUGAAGGAGGGAGACCCAGCCAUCUAUGCCGAAAGGGCCGGAUACGAUAAACUGUGGCACCCAGCUUGUUUCGUCUGCAGUGCCUGCCAUGAGCUCCUGGUCGACAUGAUUUAUUUCUGGAAGAGUGGCAGGCUGUACUGCGGCAGACACUACUGCGACAGUGAGAAACCCCGGUGCGCUGGCUGUGACGAGCUGAUAUUCAGUAAUGAGUAUACCCAGGCAGAAAACCAAAACUGGCAUCUGAAACACUUCUGCUGCUUUGACUGUGACAACAUCCUAGCCGGGGAAAUAUACGUGAUGGUCAAUGACAAGCCUGUGUGCAAACCCUGUUAUGUGAAGAACCAUGCUGUGGUAUGUCAAGGAUGCCACAACGCCAUCGACCCCGAAGUGCAGCGGGUGACCUACAACAACUUCAGCUGGCACGCGUCCACGGAGUGCUUUCUGUGUUCCUGCUGCAGCAGGUGUCUCAUUGGGCAGAAGUUCAUGCCAGUAGAAGGGAUGGUUUUCUGCUCAGUGGAGUGUAAGAAGAUGAUGUCUUAAGAGGAGAGCACCAAGCAAUAUUGAGCCCUAGCUAUCCAGAGUGGUCUGCAUUUCUACUGUAAAAUGCAAUUUGGAAAAAUAAAAGGAAAAAAAAAGAAACUAUAAAGGAAACCAGGAAAUUUGUUCCGUAUCUUUCUUUGCUGUUUUUCCUAACCAAAUUUUUGCAUCUCAAUUUUUAAAACCUGCUUUAAGCAUUUAAUUUUUAAAAUGGUAAAGAAUUUUACCUUUCUUUGGCUUUCCAGACGUAAAAUCUUUUGAGUUGGAAGCUUGAGUUUAAUAUCUUCAUAUUCCUACCUUCUUUGUGCCAAACACAGUAUAUAUGAAAACUUAAAAGUUAGUGUUUGAAUGGAAAGAUGAGCAUUUCAUGUUCUAUAUUCUUUUUCCCUUCUUGUAUAAAAUGAAAAGGAAAUUAAACUUGCCCUAAUGCCAGGGCUCUACGUUUAUUGCCUCAUCUUAUUUGCUGAAUUUUGUAGUAAUACACAGUGAAUUCUUUUGACAGAGAAAAUAGAAAUGCAGCAUAAUAUGAAGAACUGUUAUCAUUUUAAUGUCUAUGCAUUUGCUAUUUCCUAACUUAGGCAGAAAUGGCUUUACUGCGUAUCUCUAUUUUUUUAAUCUGCUCUACCUCUCAAUAUUCUCUUUGUAAGCUGAUGACCUCCAUUUGUGGCCUUGAAUAUUUUAUUGUCACAUGUGGCUUCCACACUUUUUACUUCUAUAGAUGAUUUUUGGCAAGCCACUCAUUUAUGUUAUAUUUUUAAUCCAAAGAACAUGUAUACUUUUUUUGUAUCCAAGAAACUAUAACUUGUACUCUUUGCACUUGGCUGUGUGGUUUAAAUAAACUUUUUGCAUGGUUUCCAUUCUUUUCUAAUGGAUACUGUCCUAUGAUAUAAUGCCUGUUCGUGGAUAUAUAACAAAUGGCUUCUUUGCCUGUAUACUUCCUUCCUUAGGUAUUUCUAAUGUUUAUUUUUCCUUUUCUACUUCCAUACAUAGCUAUGCACUAUGAAAGUUAAAUGUAAUGAAUGAUAUAUGUAUUAUUAUUCAAAAUAAAGUCUCUUUCACUUUAA